This is a messenger RNA of Leptopilina boulardi, 1285 nucleotides long. RefSeq names its product tetraspanin-7-like. The record is from RefSeq and is a predicted model, not a curated record. Bases 152 to 877 code for a protein of 241 amino acids. The transcript has 5 exons. Lineage: Eukaryota; Metazoa; Arthropoda; Insecta; Hymenoptera; Figitidae. Gene Ontology annotation, cellular component: membrane.
AUGCGUUUCUAACGAAUGAAACUACGCACGCGUUCCUGAUGUUGACAAAUCGAUUACUUUCAAAGGCAAUUCCUCUCGAGGUUGAGUGGUGCACAAAGUUGUAUUUAAGCGCAAAAGUAGAAAAAUUAGUGAAAAAAAACAACAAAAAAAAAUGGGUAAACGAUUGGAAAAUGUUGCAGCGACAGCAUGCAUGACAACAUUAUUGAUGCUCUUCAAUUUUGUCUUUCUGUCCUCGGGAAUAUUAAUGCUAUUUAUUGGGAUUGCCAUGAGGUUGCAAUUGCGUGAUUACGUUGAUUCAAAUACGGAGGGAAGUGGAGCUGCUUUAUUGGCAUUAGCUUUUUUAGGAGCAAUUGUCGUUAUUGCUGCGAUUCUCGCCUGUUGCUGUACAGCUCGAGGACAUCCAGCUCUGCUUUAUCUGUACGGAGCAUUUUUGGCAGCAAUUGCUCUACUCGAAUUGGGAGCUGGAGCUUCUGUUUAUUCUUAUCGAAGCACAUUAACUGAAGGAUUUGAUCAAGGACUUAAUUUCAGUUUGGAUGCUUAUACAGACACCAAUCCAAGGACAACUCAUGUCGAUUUUAUGCAAAGCACGUUACAAUGUUGUGGUAACAAGGCCUAUACUGAUUGGUACAAUUUAAAACAUCCGCAAGCUGUUCCACUUUCAUGCUGCAAAGUUCCAAGUGAAGAAUGCUUGACCAAUGAUACAAACAAAAUUUACACCCAGGGCUGCUAUAAUCGAGUGAUUGAAUUGAUAAGCAAUAAUGUUGGUAUCGUCGCUGCCAGUGCAAUUGCAUUUGCAUUUUUCCCAUUAAUUGGAGUUCUAUUGGCCUGUUGUCUUGCUAAUAAUAUUAAUAAGGCGAAAUAUGAGCAGGUGGCCUAGCCCGAAUAAAGUCAGGAGAGAAUAAUUCCAUCUCUCCACUAUUGUGAAUAUAAAUUUUAAAACUCAAUUUUAAAUCAACAAAAGCAUUUCAAAAAAUGUUUAUUCGUAGAAUGGAAAUCCUAUAAUCUUCAUUCAAUUUAAAAAAAAAAAAAAAAGUAACGAAAGAAAGAAUCUGAUUGAAUUAUAAAAUACAAAACAAAAAAAAAUGAAAAGAGAAAAUGAAAAAACCCCAGAAAACACACAUUUAGCUUAUUAGAAAUGAUGAAAAUGUAUAACAAUUACAAAAAACAAUUUUUUUUUCAAAUUUUUGAUUAAAAAAUUAUAAAUACGUAAUUGUUAUAAAUGUGACUGUGUUUGCUGGGCAAUGCACGAUAUUCAGCAAACUAAUGUGAUAAUUAUUCCCAAGUA